UUCGAUUGAUAAAAAUUUAUUGAUAUAUACACGAUUUAUUAAACAUUUAAAUUAGAAUAAAAAUUCGUACAUCAUAUGCUUGGAAUAAUUUGCUAUUUUUACUAUUUAAUAAAUUUCAAUUAUACAAAGUUGUAACUUGACAUUAUUGAUGUUUACAGCGUUUAUAGUACAACAGGUAUUGUUUGGAUUCAGUGACCAGUCACUAACUAGUAAUUUAUUAUCUAGUAAAUUAGUACCGAAUGGGUCCACACAAGUGCAAAUUCGGUUUCUCUGGGGAAAAUGACAGCCAAUGAGAACAAGACCUCACUAGGAAUAUUGUGUGCCAAUCAAUGAAUGUUAUUGUUAUUGCGAAUGAUAGGGACUAUUUUCUCUUGGUUGUCAUGUUGCCCAGGCUAGCCAGAUUUAUUCUCGAGUGCACACUCGUAAAAAUGCACAUUUUAUGAUGUAAACACUAAACGUUAAAUGUUGACUAAUGUUUUUAAUAAAUUUUGUGAUGAAUGACCUAUAAUCAUACCAAAUAAUAUGACUACUUGGAUCACAGUAACACCGCGACUUGAGCAAGGUCUGAAGAUAGCAAAUCAAAUAGACAGCAGCAAAUUUCGAUUGCUCAUCAAUCGUAUUUGUCAGACUCUGCAAUCUGAUGUUAAUUCCAAAAUAUUUAGCGAAGAAGAGGAAGAAAAGUUAUUGGUUUCUUUGGAUUUGAAUAAAGAUGACUUAGUUUGUCUCUUAGAUGCAUUAAUUUUGUUUUAUAAACAAGCUGCAUGUAAUAUAAUAAAAGUGCAAUCUUUGGAAAAUACUUUAAAAGAUACUUUUAAAAUAGACGAUGAUAAAAUUCAAAUAUUUUUAAAUGCCUGGGUUACAUAUGGUAAACGCAUCAUUGAUAAUUUUAGGCAGAUUUCUAUAUUUCCUACACAGGUAAAAGACAUUGAUUGGUGUUUAAAUAUUCAAGCUGCAUCCUCUACUAUCAAGAAAGAUGUACGUCCAAUGGCAUUGAUGCAAUUAAACUUGACAGGAGAGGAUCAAUCUAAAUUAACAGUUGAAUUUGAUAAAAAGCAGCUGAUAAAUCUGUAUGAAAAUUUAGAAAAGAUACAAUCACAAUUGGAUGCUCUUAAAUGAUUCUUAAUUAACUGUUAGAUUUAACUUGAAAUAUAUAUUUUAUAUUAUACA
Molecule: messenger RNA, 1167 nt
Organism: Megachile rotundata (alfalfa leafcutting bee)
Lineage: Eukaryota; Metazoa; Arthropoda; Insecta; Hymenoptera; Megachilidae
Gene: Vlet
Product: COMM domain containing 10 protein valette
Source: RefSeq, a predicted model, not a curated record